Nicotiana attenuata is the source of this 1681-nucleotide messenger RNA. RefSeq names its product ethylene-responsive transcription factor ERF119-like. The record is from RefSeq and is a predicted model, not a curated record. NCBI's taxonomy places the organism in Eukaryota, Viridiplantae, Streptophyta, Magnoliopsida, Solanales, Solanaceae. Bases 181 to 1449 code for a protein of 422 amino acids. Gene Ontology annotation, molecular function: DNA-binding transcription factor activity; DNA binding. The transcript has a single exon. Gene Ontology annotation, biological process: regulation of DNA-templated transcription.
ACUUCCUAGCUCUAUUUAUCAUUUGACAGGAUCUUCUCUUCUCUCUUCAUAUAAAUACAUACCAUUUCACCAACCUAGUUCUGCAAUAAAAACUAUCACAAAUCCAUGACUUUAAUUCACAAUUCCUCACUCUUGUGAUCUAUCUAAUUUUACUUAUCCCAACACUUAACAUUCGCAAAAAUGGCAAGGAAAAGACGGGCCAGUGAGGGACUUAGUGAAAAUAAAAUGCACAAUGAUGAUCAAGCUGGGAAUGCGGCCUGGGAAGAGAUGGUAAAGGAAGCAGCUACAGCAGCCGCGCUCGGGGGAGCGCGAAGAGCACGAAAAAGAUUUGUGGGUGUUAGACAAAGGCCAUCAGGAAGAUGGGUUGCUGAAAUAAAAGACACCAUACAAAAAAUAAGGGUGUGGUUAGGGACUUUUGACACAGCUGAAGAAGCAGCAAGAGCAUAUGAUGAAGCUGCUUGUUUACUUCGUGGAGCCAAUACUCGUACGAAUUUUUGGCCUAGUUCUUCAUCUUCUUCUUCUACUCCAGCUCUUCCUUCAAAAAUUACCAACCUUCUUCUUAAUAGACUCAAAGCUAGAAAUAAUUCCAUAGCUGCCGCUGCUGUUUCUUCUUCUGAUUCUUCUGAGCCUGUGGAAACUCGUGAUCAGGACAAACAGUUAGAAGAAUACAGAGAUGAAACAGCUUAUUUUUCUGAUUCGCAGUUUAUGGAGUAUCUCAAAGACCCUGAAGAUCAAAUAAUUGAUAAUAGCAUGAGCACCAAUACGUGUGCAAUUGCCAUGAACAAUUUCACAAACACCUUGGACGCAUGCUUGACUGAAAACGAUUACAGUGUAGUUCAGCCAGUGAUGAAAAGCGAUGAAAUUAACUCGAUUGGUGGAGAGAUUAACAAUAAUAUUGUGGAAGUAGACGCAGAAGAAGAAGAUGAGAUUGAAGAGGAAAAUGAUAGUAGUGAUAUAGGAGAUGUAGAGCCAAUUAGUUUCCACUUUGUUGAUGAAAUUGAAUCGUCGUGUUAUUAUUCACCAUUUGAGAUUGCUGACGAGAUUAAUUCAACAGACACAAUGGAUCAGCAGGGGAUAUUUUACGGAGACGAGUCAUGUAUAAGUGAGGCUAUGAGGAGGAUGAAUUACGAGAGGAAAUUCUCAGCAUCACUUUAUGCAUUCAAUGGGAUUACAGAAUGCUUAAAGUUGAAGCUGAAAUCAGGAGGAGUUGUGCAGAGAGAAAGAUCUGAACAAUUAAGCAGACUCAGAAAUGCAUGCAAAAGGAACCGUAAAGAGGAUGAGAAGAAAAUUAAUAAAGAAGGAAUUAGCACAGAAAUGGGUGAAAGAAAGGAAACUGAAUACAGUUCACAAAGUUCAUUAGAAACUGGACAAUCAGAGACUAGUUAUGAAAGUGAAUUGUCUCUCUGGAGCUCAAUUGAUUUACCACCAAUCUGCGCCUUUUUUACUUAGAAAAAAACAUUGUUCUAGGGAUUUUCUUGGUUUCUUUUCUUUUUAGUUGUUGUCUAAUCAGGUAACUUUUGUUUUCACAGGGUCAAGAUGAAGAUUACUCUGUGUUCGUUUAUCUUUUUAAAGAUCAGUAGACACUGAUCUUGGUCUCGGCAAAACAAGGCAUCUAAAGCAUAAUGUUAGAUGUUAUCUUAGAAUUCAUGAGUUUGGUUUGUGGAAUAUAAUAUACGACUUA